CCACUCGGAAACACAACCCCCCAAGCAACACAAAACGGUGCGUGCACCUCGAUUUCGCAUUUGACAUUCACUGUUCUUGCUUUGGGAACGACACUUGGAGCAAGUUCAAGAUGAUCCAUCAAGAGCACCAUCCGCAUGGACACCACCGCCACUGAUGGGGCCCUCGAUUUGGAUGCGAGCAAAAGGACGGAUGGCUGUUAUUCUUGCCAUCGCAUUCCUAGAUUGGAGCGCCUUCAUGAGCUGGCUCUUCUGGGUUCAGUUGUGUUAUCAAAAUUACAUGUCGCUUACACCGAUGCAAACUAUGGUCCGGCUCAUUCCAGCGCCUGUUGUUGGCUGUCUGUGCACCAUGUUCGUUGCAAUAGUCAUUGCCAAAUUGCCUUUGGUCGUCUUUGCAUUGGAACGCUACUGAAAGCAUCUGCCGGCAUCCUAUUUGCACUGAUUGAUGCAUCUGCCACGUACUGGGCAUUUGGCUUCCCGUCCGCGCUUCUUGUCGUGUUUGGGACUGAUUUCGCGUACUCCUCUGGUACACUUUUCACCGUCAAAAUUGCACUCCCACAUGAGCAGAGCGUGGCCGGAGCGCUGUUCCAAACUAUGACACAGGUCCGGGUCUCUAUCCGGAGCUCAGCAUGAAACCGAUUGGCUAACUUGCACAAUGUCCAAUGAGGAAUGCAGUGUGCUUUUCCUUUCAAAGCUCCAUCCCCAACCUGGAAUUGCGUCAUGGAGAGUACUUGACCCAGUCUAG
Molecule: messenger RNA, 742 nt
Organism: Suillus paluster
Lineage: Eukaryota; Fungi; Basidiomycota; Agaricomycetes; Boletales; Suillaceae
Exons: 4
Coding region: 136-630 (164 amino acids)
Source: RefSeq, a predicted model, not a curated record